This is a messenger RNA of Acanthosepion pharaonis, 1011 nucleotides long. NCBI's taxonomy places the organism in Eukaryota, Metazoa, Mollusca, Cephalopoda, Sepiida, Sepiidae. The record is from the annotation of a GenBank genome assembly.
AUGCUUCUUGUGCUUGUGGAGUUUGUCGACAACUCAAGUCAGAAAUGCAUACACCUUUUUUCUAUUCAUUUCUCUAUUCAUUCAAAGAAAAUCUUUCUUUCUUUCUUUCCCCUUUCUUCCUUCCUUCCUUUCUUUCUUUCUUCCUUUCUUUCUUUCUGUGCCGUUUUCAUUCUACUUCGAUAUUCUUUCUUUUCCGUUUUCAUUACCUUCAAAGUUCUUUCUUCCUUUUUUUCUUUUUGUCUGUCUGUCUCUUUUUUCCCAUUUUUCAUUCUACUUCGAUAUUCUUUCUUUCUUUCUUUCUUUCUUUCUUUCUUUCUUUCUUUCUUUCUUUUCAACCAAUACCUAUUUCCUUCACUUUCAUUAUUCUUUCUUUCUUUCUUUCUUUCUUUCUUUCUUUCUUUCUUUCUUUCUUUUCUAUUUUUUAUUCUUCUUGAAAAAUUCUUUCUUUCUUUUCAUCUCAUCUUUUUUCAUUUUCAUUCACCUUCAAUAUUCUUUCUUUCAUUCUUUCUUUCUUUCUUUCUUUCUUUCUUUCUUUCUUUUUUCUUUCUUUCUGUCCCUGUUCCCCAUUUUCAAUCUACUGCGAUAUUCUUUCUUCCUUUUUUCAUCCCAUCCUUCUCCUUUUUCAAUAAACUUCAAUAUUCUUUGCUUCUUCUUUCCUUUCAUUCAUUCAUUCAUUCAUUCAUUCAUUCUUUUUUUUUUCUUGUUUGCUUGCUUUCUGUCCUUUCCAUUUUUUUUCAUUCUACUUCCAUAAUCUUUCUUUCUUCUUUUCAUCUCAUCCCUAAAUAUUCUUUCUUUCUUUCUUUUUUUCUUUCUUUCUUUUCUUCUUUCUUUCUUUCUUUCUUUCUUUCUUUCUUUCUUUCUUUCUUUCUUUCUUCACGCUACACUUCUUUCUCUUCUAUGUUAUUCUUUCUUCUUUUCAUUUCUCUUUCAUGUCGUCCGACAUUAUUUCAUCAUUCUCGCAUCUUAUUUCAUUUUCAAUUCUACUCUGGGGAGAAACAGAUGUCUGAUUGA